Molecule: messenger RNA, 1833 nt
Organism: Owenia fusiformis
Lineage: Eukaryota; Metazoa; Annelida; Polychaeta; Sabellida; Oweniidae
Source: the annotation of a GenBank genome assembly
CCGCUUCCGGUUAAUUUUUGUGAAUAUUUCUCUGUCCAACUUUAUAGAAAUAAACGGGUAAUCGAGCUAUUUAAAGAAAGAUGGCAGGCCAUAACGAUUUUCAAGAUAUGUAUCGUAACAAGGUGAUAUUAGCACCCAUGGUGCGUGUUGGUACAUUACCUGCGAGGCUUCUGGCCCUCAGACAUGGGGCUGAUCUUGUCUAUACAGAGGAAGUAAUUGACUUCAAGAUGAUCAACGCCACUAGGAUCAAGAAUGAAGUGAUUGGUACUAUUGAUUAUAAGACAAAAGAUGGACAGCUUGCGUUCAGAACCUGUACUUUGGAGACAAGUAAAGUUAUAUUCCAAAUGGGUACAUGUAGCCCCACUAGAGCAUUGGAAGUUGCACGGAUGGUGCAAAAUGAUGUGGCUGGCAUAGACAUCAACAUGGGAUGUCCUAAAGAAUUCUCAUUGAAGGGUGGAAUGGGAGCAGCGCUACUUCGAAAUCCAGAAAAAAUCAAAGAGAUUUUAACCACCCUUGUGAACGGACUGUCAAUUCCUGUAACAUGCAAAAUCAGAGUUCUUCCAACGUUGGAGGAAAAUAUUGAACUAGUACAAAUGAUAGAGGGCACUGGGGUAGCAGCUAUCGGUAUUCAUGGUCGUCUGACUGCGGAACGACCUCGUCAUAAAAACCGUGACCAUGUCAUCAAGCAACUGGCGGAAGCUGUAAAAAUACCAGUCAUUGCUAAUGGGGGCUCUAAAGAGAUAAAAGAGUAUGGAGAUAUUGAGAAAUUCCGUCUGAGUUGUGGGGCAUCCUCGGUGAUGAUUGCCAGGGCAGCAGAACACAACAACUCCAUAUUUAGGAAAGAAGGAAAGUUGCCACUUGAUGAUGUCAUAAAGGCUUACUUAAAGCUUGCCAUAGACUAUGACAGUUUGUUCUACAAUUGCAAGUACAACAUACAACAUAUGUUAUGUGAACUCCUAGAUAGUGAGAGAGGAAGAGAGUUCUUGGCAACAAAGACCAUGGCAGAUAUAUGUAUUAUAUGGGAUAUGCUAGAUUACUACAAUGAGGUUCAGGAACAAAUGGUUGCCAAGGAGACAAUGCUUAGAAGUCAGAAUGAGGCUGUCAUGAUACAAGCAACAAAGAAAAGGAAACUGGAGGAUGGCACAGAAAUUUUAGAAAUGCCAUUUGAGUUUGUAAAAAACUAUUACCCCGUAGAUGCUUCCCCCAAGAGUAUCCUGCAUGACCACUGUGUGAGCAACUACACUGCACCUCCUACAUAUAAAACAGUAGAUAAUGCUGAGCACUGCUUCCACUCCGUAAUGACACUAGAAGGGUGUAAAUAUGCCAGCACCAUAUGGCAUCGGUCUAAAAAGUGGGCGGAGCAAGCUGCAGCAGUUGUGUAUUUAUUGACCAAUGGGAUGCACGAUGGGAGGAAACCUUUACGUCAAUCAAAUUCUCAGGAGCCUCAAGAGAACGGCACAAAUAACAAAUGCAGUGAAAAUACAACUAUAAAUAAUUCAACUACAAACAAAUCAAAUACAAAUAAUGAUACGAAACAGUUUAAUGAUUCUGAACAGACAAGUGCAUUUGAAAAUGAUAUAUCCAAAGAGAAACAGGAAGAAAUUAGAUCUAACGAAUAAACUGUUUAGGUGUGGUGAAAUAGUUUGACUAUACAUGACAUAUUUAAACAUUGCCAUUGCAGUAUUGGUCAUCGUUAUUUCACUGCUGUAUUACCCACUCUCUGAUUGGUCCAUGUCACACACUUGAUUGGUCCUGGUCCAUGUUCCCCAAAAAUACGAAACAUUUGAUUGCUGCUAUUUAAAUGGCAUAUUCACUACAGAAUAUUUUCCAGUA